This is a messenger RNA of Aureococcus anophagefferens, 1284 nucleotides long. RefSeq lists its product as hypothetical. Gene Ontology annotation, molecular function: ATP binding; ATP hydrolysis activity. Gene Ontology annotation, cellular component: mitochondrion; cytoplasm. The transcript has a single exon. The coding region runs from base 1 to 1284 and encodes 427 amino acids. The record is from RefSeq and is a predicted model, not a curated record. NCBI's taxonomy places the organism in Eukaryota, Pelagophyceae, Pelagomonadales, Pelagomonadaceae.
AUGCUUGUCGUCGCGCGGCGCCUCGCGCCGCAGCGCUUCGCUCCGGCCGCGCCAGCACUGCGGCGCGCAUCGUUGCUGCCGAGCGCGCACUACCUCGCCCUCGUCGCCGACGGCAAGAUCACGCGCGACGAGCACCAGCUGACGGCGCUGGCGGCCCUCGACCGCGUCUACGCGGCCGUCGAGGGCUACGCGCCGCCGGCGCCGGCGCCGGCGCAGCCGUCCGGCGGCCUCGGCGGCGCCUUGGGCGCCUUCGCGCGGCACGUGGGCCUCGCGGACGCGCCCGCGGCGAAAGAGGCGCGCGGCUACGACUCCAAAGCCCCGCGCGGCGCGUACGUCCACGGCGGCGUCGGCGCGGGCAAGACCUUCACCAUGGACAUGUUCUUCGACCUCGCGCCCACGGCCUCGAAGCAGCGCGUCCACUUCCACGCCUUCAUGCUCAGCGUGCACCGGAGGCUCCACGACCUGCGGGGCGACGAUCGGAUCAAACUCGUCGCGGCGGACGUGCUCCGCGAGGGCGCGCUCGUCUGCUUCGACGAGUUCCAGGUCACGGACAUCGCCGACGCGCUGAUCAUGAAGGCGCUCUUCGAGCAUCUGUUCGAGGGCGGCGCCGUCGUCGUCGCGACGAGCAACCGGCGGCCGCGCGACCUCUACGCGAACGGCAUCCAGCGCCAGCUCUUCCUGCCCUUCAUCCCGCUGCUCGAGGCGCGCUGCGAGGUCGUGAGCGUCGAGGAUUCCGUGACGGACUACCGGCUCUGCAUCGGCGCCGACGGGUCCGCGGGCGUCUAUUUCCUGGAGGGCGACGCGGACGGGUUUUUGGACGCGCGGCGGAGGCUCACGAAGGAGGCGGACGACGCGGUCGCCGCGAUUUUAAAGACGGAGACGGGCCGCGAGGUGCGCGUGCCCCGGGCCUUGGUGCAAUCGCGCGCGUGCUGCUACCACUUCGACGAGCUCUGCCGCGCGAACGUCGGCGCCGCGGACUAUCUGGCCAUCGCGCGGGCCUUCGACGUCGUCUUCCUGGACGGCGUGCCCCUGAUGACGACGGGCACGCUCGACGUCGCGCGGCGCUUCAUCACCCUCGUCGACGCGCUCUACGAGCACGGCGUCAAGAUCGUCGUCCGCGGCGCCGCGCCGCCGACGGGCCUCUUCGUCGGCGACAAGGGCGCGCGCGACGAGGCCUUCGCGUUCGACCGGACGGCGUCGCGCCUGAUCGAGAUGGGCUCCCUCGCCUACCUCACGAAGCAGCCGACGCGCGCGCCCGAGCCGCUCGUCGUGGCGAAGGACUAA